AUGAAGUGUUUGCUGAUUGUUGCCCUGCUCCCGGCACUAGCCCUCGGUUUGGCGGUCCGGCCUUGUCCCGGUGGAGCACCGAUUCCGCAGGAUGUGCGCGUAGUGGGCUGUACGGCGGAACCGUGCAUCAUCCCGAUCGGUGGUAUGGUCGAUAUGGAUUGUGACUUCGUAUCGCCGCGCGCCACCGCUACCGUGUCCGCAGUCUUGAGCAUCUUUUUGGGAGAUUUCCAAGUACCGUAUGAGCUGCCACCAAACCAACGGAACGCUUGCCUUUUCUUCGAGGCGGGCAGCUGCCCGGUAACACAGGGUGAGUUCAUCAACUACCAUCUGAGCACACCGGCAGCGGCACCGUUCGCUGGCAUCACCGUCGAUCUGGAGCUGCAGCUUUUGGAUGAUAAUGGUGGACAACUGUUUUGCUUCCGUUCGUCGGCAACGAUUACCCCUGCCUAG
Messenger RNA from Anopheles darlingi, 450 nucleotides. RefSeq names its product NPC intracellular cholesterol transporter 2-like. Gene Ontology annotation, biological process: intracellular cholesterol transport. The coding region runs from base 1 to 450 and encodes 149 amino acids. NCBI's taxonomy places the organism in Eukaryota, Metazoa, Arthropoda, Insecta, Diptera, Culicidae. The transcript has 2 exons. The record is from RefSeq and is a predicted model, not a curated record.